UUGACCUUGUUGUUACUACUGUUUGUUGUUGUUUUGUUACAACUGGCUAUUGUUCAGAGUAGCUGGUUCUUCAUUGAGAAAUCCACCACCAUGAGCUGCUGCAGCGACAGACCAGAAGCGGUACCCAAUCCAGAAGGUGAAGAUCUUGUGCCUAGAAGCGCUUGGGAGAGAUCCGCUCAAGCUCUUGCUGCGUAUGAGAGAGAGGAGAGCCACACAGAUCCAUCAUCGUCAGAGGUGCAGCCAGAGGGCAGUGAGUCCUCCAUCCCAGAGCACAAUGUCUCAACUGUGCUCACUGUUCUCCCCAAGGAGGAAGAUGUAUUCUGCUCGCUCAACCCACCAGAUGCAAUCCCUGGUCCUCCCAUGCAUCCCAGAACUCCAUCACUCCCUGCCUCCAGUGCCACAAGCCACCAUGGCAGUGAUGGAACCCCACUGCUGCACAGUACAUCUACGAGUGCAAGCAAUGCUGCAUUCCUUGGACACAAAAGUGGUCAGGCUUUGCCCCCUGUUGAACAUGCUGCUUCAAAUGAACAGACCUUGGAACACAUCAGUAGAGCAAUUAAGCAAGACCUGAGAAAGUUCCUCUGCCCAAUUGUCCAUUUCACCAUUAAUUACUGGGAGACUGGACCAACCACAGGCUGUCUGGUUUUCAUAGCACACUGGGCUGUGAACAAUGGUUCAAUUCUGUGCAGGCGCCAGGCAGUGAUGAUCAUGUGUGAGGCUGAGCAGAGCAACUUGACUGAAAUCAUACUCCAAAGAGUAAAGAGGGCGAGGGACAAGUGGUUCCAUCCCAUGCAGCUGCAAGUGGGGUAUGUGGUGACACCUACAAUGGCAGUGCCACAGGCAGUGGGGGAUUGUUGUCUGGGAUGGUUUGCUUCCCCUGUUGACUGCUUGGGCCAGCUGAUAAAAGGAGUUAUGGAAAAGGUGAGAAAUGAAGACUUUCUCAUUUUAUGGGUUUGGCAAGUCCUAUGCAAAGUCAGCAUUCACUUUGAGCAAUCCCCAGUGGCUCACAAACGCCUAAGAGAAUUGCAGUUGCUGUGUCGUCUCCCCCAGGAACUUCUUCAUGAGAAGAUGCCAAAGCCAUCAAAUAAUCUCUUUCUCUUUCUGGAGUUUCUACUUGCCCGGCGAAAGGCAUUCAGUGCUCUUGAGCCAGAGAUCCCUGGCCUCUUCUUUACACGUCAGGAUUGGUGCCUGAUGCGCCAUCUGGCCUGCCUCCUGAAGCCCUUUGAAGAGACCAUCACUGCAAUUCAGAAGGAAGAUGCUAACCUAGGCCAAGUCCUUCCUGAGCUCCAGUUGCUUGAGGACAAGGUAAAACGAUGCUUCCUGCUGCUGCAGCACGAGUCAGAUGUUACUGUUUCUGCUGCUGCUACUCGCUUUGCCACUGAACUGCUGAAAUCUCUGGAAAACCAUAGUAAGCUAGGUAUAGACAGAGAAAACCUUCUGUACCAGACUGCAACCUUGCUUCAUCCCUGCUUCAGGGACCACAUCCAUAAAUACCUGAAGGGAGACAUAGAGAAGAAAAAGUGGGAAUUGAAGGUUUGGGUGACACAGCAGAUUGAGAAGGAAUACUUUAAUUUGUCUAGUGUUUAUGUAACUCCUUCUUUGACUGAGACAGCAAGCCAAGAACUGGAAUCCUACCUUCAGGACAACAUAGACCCUGCUUUUUUACAUAUGGAUCCCCUGGUCUACUGGAUCAAAAAAAGGGACAUCUGGCCAUCCCUCUCUAUGGUGGCAUUCCGGUAUUUCUCAUGCCCUCCCGCCCCUCUCAUUUUGAGGGAAGGCCUUGGUAUUGAAGACUUGAUGAUAGCAGGAAGAUGUGAGCUUACCCCCAUGAGAAGCUUAGGCGACAGACCAGAAGAGGCAACUAAUCCAGAAGUUGAAGACCUUGUGCCUAGAAGCCCUUGGGAGAGAUCCCCUCAAGCUCUUGCUACGUAUCAGAGAGAAGAGAGCCACACAGUUCCACCAUCUUCAGAGGUGCAGCCAGAGGGCAGGGAGUCCGCCAUCCCAGAGGUGCAGCCAGAGGGCAGCGAGUCCUCCAUCCCAGAGCUCAAUGUCUCAGCUGUGCCAAGUGUUCUCCCUGAAGAGGGAGAGGCAUUCUGCUCAGUCGGCCAACUAGAUGCAAUCCCUGGUCCACCCAUGCAUCCCAGAGGAGCUUCACUCUCUAUCUCCAGUACCAAAAGCUAUGAUGGCAGUGAUGCAGACCCAAUGCUGCACUAUACAUCUGCGAGUGCAAGCAAUGCUGCAUUCCUUGGACACCAAAGUGGCCAGGUUUCGUCCCCUGCUGCACAUGCUGCUUCAAAUGAACUAGAUUUAGAACACAACAUUAGUAGAGCAAUUGAGCAAGGCCUGAAAAGGUCACUCUGCCCAGUUGUCCAUUUCACCAUUGAUGUGCGGUCCACAGGACCAGCCACAGGAUACAUGUUUAUCAAAGCACACUGGGUUGUGGACUACAAUUUCCGUUUGCGCCGGUGCCAGGCAGUGAUGCUUGUGUGUGAGGUUGAGCUGAGCAACUUGACUGAAAUCGUACUCCACAGACUAAAGGAGGUGAGGGACAAGUGGCUUCGUCCCCUGCACCUACAAGUGGGGUAUGUGGCGACACCCACCAUGGCAGUGGCACAGGCAGUGGGAGAGUGUUGUCUGGGGUGGGUUGCUUCCCCUAUUGACUGCUUGGGCCAGCUGAUAAAAGGAGUUAUGGAAAAGGUGAGAAAUGAAGACUCUCUCAUAUCAUGGCUUUGGAAAGUCCUAUGCAAAGUCAGCACUCACUUUGAGCAAUUCCCAGUGGCCCACGACCGCCUAAGAGAAUUCCAGUUGCUGUGUCGUCUCCCCCAGGAACUUCUUCAUGAGAAGAUGCCAACACCAUCAAAUAACCUCUUUCUCUUACUGGAUUUUCUACUUGCCCGACAGAAGGCAUUCAUCAAAUUUGCGCAGAAAAACACUGAGUUCUACUUUUCACGUCAGGUCUGGCGCCUGAUGUACUAUCUAGUCUGCCUCCUGAAGCCAUUUGAAGAGACCAUCAUUACUCUUUCUAAGGAAAAUACUAACCUUGGCCAAGUCCUUCCUGAGCUCCAGUUACUUGAGGAGAAGGUAAAAGGAUGCUUCCCGCUGCUGCAGCAAGAGUCAGAAGUUACUGUUUCUGCUGCUGCUACUCGCUUUGCCACUGAGCUGCUGAAAUCUCUGGAAAGCACCAAGGACCUAGGAACAGGACUUAGAAAAGACAUUCUUUACCAGACUGCAACUUUGCUUCAUCCAUACUUCAGGGACCACAUCUGCAACUAUCUGAAGGAAGAUGGCCAACAGGAAAUGUGGGUAGUGAAGAAGUGGGUGACACAACAGAUUGAGAAGGGAUAUUUGAAUUUCUCUAGUGAUGAUGCAACUUCCUUUUUGACUGAGGUGGCAAGUGAAGAACUGGAAUUCUACCUGCAGGACAACAUAGACCUUGCUCAAUCACAUAUGGAUCCCUUGGUCUACUGGAACACAAAGAAGAGCAUGUGGCCAUCCCUCUCUACAGUGGCAUUCCAGUAUUUAUCAUGCCCUCCUGCCCCUGUCAUUUUGAGGGAAGUACUUGGAAUUGAAGACUUGAUAAUACCAGGAAGAUUUCAGGAGAGCCUUGCAUUCAACAGACUGAACAGGAGCUGGAAAGCUUCAGAAAUAAGUGACACUGGAAGCCAGUCCAUCGCCUGAGAAGAAAAGUGAUGCCACCCCUCUUUGCAGAAGUUGAUGUCUGGUAACCAUUCACAAAGUGUUGGGUUCAUGGAAGGGCAUGACACACUAGGUCACUGGCAUUACUGGGAUUUUGCAACACGUGGUGCUGAUAACUAGGACUGUCUUGCAUUGCUGCAUCUUUUUAAAAUUUCUUUGCAUGAAACAGAAUUGGGAUAUUGUAUUAGAAUCUACACCACAUCACGAUUUGCAGAUGUAAGGGUUAUUGACAUAUGCAAAUAUAUGUUGCUUAAUUAUCAUACAGUGAAUGGAUCUGACUUGUUUAAAUAAAAUUUACCAAAACCUCA
This is a messenger RNA of Hemicordylus capensis (graceful crag lizard), 4004 nucleotides long. RefSeq lists its product as uncharacterized. The coding region runs from base 91 to 3678 and encodes 1195 amino acids. The record is from RefSeq and is a predicted model, not a curated record. The transcript has 3 exons. Lineage: Eukaryota; Metazoa; Chordata; Lepidosauria; Squamata; Cordylidae.